AUAUCUAUUACCUGUCAUAGUCAAUCAUAAGUAUCAAAACAAAUUUUAUUAUGUUAUAAAAAAAUUUUAGUGUUUUUAUCAAAAUACAAUAGUCCAUUUUUAUACAUAGAACUACGAAAUACAACAAGUUAUACAAAAUAAUCACAAUACCAGUACCCAGUUAACGUAACAUAUUUAAAUGAAAAAAUAAUGAUGUCUUUCGAAGGAAAACAUAUCAGAUACUAUAAUGAACAAGAUAAAUUGGACGCUACAUACAAACCAGAAACGAAGGACAGCCAAACCGAAUCACCUUUACAUAUUGAUCAUGAUAUUUCAUAUCUAACUGACAACGUUUACAACGAAAAAGAAAAACUAAAUUACAUAGAAGACCGCAUACCAGAUUAUAUCAAUGUUUAUUAUCAUACAAUAUUAAAAUAUAACACAGAAAAACUUAAUGAGUAUGCUGUAGGUGAUUUGCCAUUAGCAGAAGAAUCAACAAGUGAACCAAAUCUAGAAACAAAAUAUGAGUUAGAAAAAGAGGAAUUAGACGAAGAAGUAGAGGAAAAAGAGAAAGUGGAGGUGUGUAUUAAUAGAGAUAUUGUUGAUCUCGAAGAUCAGAUUAAAGAAGAAUACGAAAAAUUAGGUCAAAACGAUAUAGCAUUGUUUAAGCUAAAACAAGAAGAGACUGAUAAUUUAAACACAAGCGACUACCAGAAAACCGACUCAGUAAAACGAAGAAAUAGCACCAUAGAAGUAGUUUAUAGAGAUGAAGAAACAUUUAGGUUAAGAAAACAAGAACUUGAAAUGAAUGACAUUUUAAUCGAUUCACAAAUACUCAAUCAAAAAUUACGACAUGAUCAGAAACACAUCGUAGAAGACUUAAGAAAUUUUCAGUCCAAGUUAUGUGAAACUUUAGAGAAGACAAAAGUUUUUAUUACAGAAAGUUAUGAACACGAAGAAAUAAUUUCAAAAUUAAGAAAACAAUCAAACGAAUUAGCUAAAGAAAUAGAAGAGCUAAGGAAAGAAUUAAUCGAAAAAAGACUUACGUCCAGCAACGCCAAGAGAGAACUUGAAAAUUUUGAAGUCGCUUUAGAACGCGUCUCAAACGCAUUUGACAACAAAAGAAAUGAAGCCUAUAUUUUAAUGAAAAAAUUAGAAAAUUUGCAAGAUGUCUUAAGUAAUCUCCAAACUAAUAGAAAAGUAUUUGUGUACAACGAAGCAGAUAAAAUAUUAAGAAAAUAUUGUUAAAUUGAAAUAAAAUCAGCUAAAAUAAAUGUUAAUCAGCUAA
Molecule: messenger RNA, 1267 nt
Organism: Diabrotica virgifera virgifera (western corn rootworm)
Lineage: Eukaryota; Metazoa; Arthropoda; Insecta; Coleoptera; Chrysomelidae
Product: putative leucine-rich repeat-containing protein DDB_G0290503
Exons: 3
Coding region: 190-1227 (345 amino acids)
Source: RefSeq, a predicted model, not a curated record